Rhagoletis zephyria (snowberry fruit fly) is the source of this 1525-nucleotide messenger RNA. RefSeq names its product solute carrier family 35 member G1. NCBI's taxonomy places the organism in Eukaryota, Metazoa, Arthropoda, Insecta, Diptera, Tephritidae. The record is from RefSeq and is a predicted model, not a curated record. Gene Ontology annotation, cellular component: membrane.
UUCUCACUUCAUCACUUUCACAUCUCAAUGGGAAAUAAAGCUAAGGAUGCGGAAGUCAUACGAAUUUUGUCUAAUUUUGAGGAUAAAUUCUCGAGCAAAGUAAAAAUGUUUAUAAAAUUAAUUACAAUUGGAAAAACUGUGCAGGUUCUCGUUAAGUUGCAAUUUUAAGACCACAUCGAAUAAACAUUGCAUGCUCGAACUGUGAAAUCUGUGUAAAACUGCACGGAAAAUCGAUUUUUCCAACUGCGGCAACAAUAGCACCCACCACAGGCCAGCAGCUGUAAAUACGAUAUUUGCUGGGAAUAGAAAUGCCUAUUUGCAACGUCACUGCUGGAGUGCAUCGUAAUUAGUUGAAGCCUGCCAGAGAAAAAUCGCUGGAAAUUUUUAAACAAACAACGAUGCCGGAAAAUUUGGAACUGCAUCAGUUUGUGGACGGGUUUCGCCAUGGCGAAACUUCACACAAGCUACUUACCCGUCUCAAAUCCUCUCUAAACUGCCCCUACUUGGGUAUUAUACUAGCUACUCUCUCCUCGCUUUUCUUCUCACUAUGCUCAGUAAUUGUUAAAGGAUUGGUGGAUGUGAAUCCAAUGGAACUUGCUUCGUUUCGAUUUAUCGGUGUCUUACUUCCCGCAAUACCUAUUGUCGUGUACACGCGCCAUCCAGUGUUUCCCGAAGGCAAGCGUGUUAUAUUGUUACUACGCUGUUUUAUGGGCACCACAGGGUUAAUGCUAAGUUUUUACGCCUUCCGCCACAUGCCACUUGCCGACGCCAGUGUUAUCAUUUUUUCGACACCAGUAUUUGUAGCGAUUUUUGCCCGCGUUUUUCUCAAAGAACAAUGCAGUUUUUUCAACAUCGUAACUAUCGUACUAACACUGGUCGGCGUAGUUCUCAUCACACGGCCACCAUUCGUUUUUGGUGACGCCGCGCCUUCAAUGGAGACUGAACGGUUUUCAGGGAAAACCUAUGAUAUCUGGGGUCCAGUUGCUGCCAUAUCGUCCACAUUAUUUGGUGCCAAUGUAUACAUACUCCUGCGAGCCCUUAAAGGACUGCAUUUCUCUGUUAUAAUGACAAAUUUUGGUGCUUUUGCGCUUGUCUACACUUUCAUUGUGUGCGGCUCGAUUGGCGCCUUGUGUUGGCCGGCAUGUGGUCACGAUCGUUGGCUAGUUGUGGUUCUAGGUAUUUUUAGCUUUUUGGGCCAAAUAUUGCUUACAUUGUCGCUACAAGUGGAACAAGCUGGACCAGUGGCUAUAGCACGCUGUGCAGAUAUUGUCUUCGCAUUUAUAUGGCAAAUAAUGUUCUUUGGUGAAACUCCAACCGGGUUUUCGCUUUUGGGAGCAUUGCUGGUGGUGAGUUCAGUGAUACUAACAGCACUAAAGAAAUGGGCUCUAUCGCUGCCACGCGAAUCUACAGCCAGAAAACGACUACGCUAUUUAUUGCUGGAUUAAAGGCCAUUCAAACUCCUUCAAAAUAAAUCAUAUAAAAAGUACUAUAGUAUAUUAAUCUUAGAAGCGAAUUGUGGUUUCUC